UAAAACAGCGGAUGCUGCUAUCUUCUCCUUUUUUUUCUACUUUUGCAGACGAACAUCUUUUCUUAUUGGUAAAACCGAGCUGGCAACAGCGAUGCUUUUAGUUGAGAAACUCACAGUAGUGGUCUGUUUCCAUAGUUUUGGAUUCUAAAGGAAUAGCUAAAACAAUAAUAAAUUUUGGUCUAGGAGCAUGUAUUUUCUUAACAAUAAACGGUACCAUAAUUAAUUUUUAAAAAAAAGUACGACAGUCUGAAUUUUUUUUAUAUUAGUAAUUUUUUUUUUUAUAUUUCAAUAUUACGAUGCCUGAACUUAAGUUAGAUCGAAACUUGUUAGUGACUGUAGCUGUUCUUUUUGGAAUGUUUUUAUCAACGCACUCUAACUCAGUGAGAAAGCAUGGUAACAACUGGUGCUCAUAUCAGGUAUCGAAACUUGUUCCUUGUAAAGAAGUUAAUGGAACAGAAACCUACAUAGGACAAGAAUUUCAGCGUUGUUGGUAUUGGCCCUACACUGACACAUGUGGCGGCACAUACAGGGUCAUGAAAAGGCCGAAGUACAUCACAACUUACAAACCUAAAACUGAGACUGAAUGGAAAUGCUGUCCAGGAUAUCAUGGCCCAACUUGCUCUCCAGAUUGUUUAAAUUGUUCGAACGGAAAUGGAUCAGCAAGGAAAAACUCUUUAAACACAAAUACAAUUCAUCAGAAAGACAGGGCUGAUAUUGAUCCUGAAACUCCAAAGGAUCGCCCCGCUAUCCCUUCCUACAGACAGAAUUUUAGGAAUCAGAAUCCUAACGAUUGCAAUUGUCCCCGUGGACCACCGGGCUCUCCAGGAAAUUCUGGUCUUAAAGGAGAACCUGGUAAACAAGGUCCAAGGGGUGAACCAGGAGCACCAGGCACUCUCUUUGUGCCAGAAAUUUCAGGUGAUGGUGUUGGUUCUGGACUACCAGGAGCACCAGGACUUCCAGGUCUUGAAGGAAGACCAGGGCCGCCAGGGAGAGAUGGAAUUCCAGGAAUACCAGGACAACCCGGUUCAAAAGGAGAUCCUGGUAGAGAUGGAGAACCUGGACUUGUGGGAUUACAGGGCCCUGCAGGCCCUCCCGGACCCCCCGGUCCACCAGGACUUGGAUCUCGAGGAUCUGAUAUUUUUAUCCCAAGAAAGGGUGAUUUGCCUCCAGACUUAGACUACGAAGAGAAUCUGUCUAUGAUGCAGGUGUUUAUGGAAAAUAUGGAGAGAACUGUACGAGAUGUUGAGAAUCUAGAAGCACGAGUCACAAUUUUAGAAGAAUUACUACCAAAGAUAUUAGAGCAAAAGGAACAGCCUCCUGUUACUACAGAGAUACCUUACUCUUACUGGAGAAAUUCAGAAAAUCUAAACUGAAUGUUUCAAGAAACUGAACGAUGAAACAUUUCGAAAAAUUGUAUACACCAAACUUUUAGCUUCAAAUGACAUCUAAAAUUUGCAGUUUCUUGUGAAUGAUUGUGUUAAAAGCUUCGAUUUAAUAAAACUUAAAAAAAACUUCUAAGAAUAAAUAUAUUUACUUUU
Messenger RNA from Parasteatoda tepidariorum (common house spider), 1538 nucleotides. RefSeq lists its product as uncharacterized. Lineage: Eukaryota; Metazoa; Arthropoda; Arachnida; Araneae; Theridiidae. The record is from RefSeq and is a predicted model, not a curated record. Gene Ontology annotation, molecular function: protein binding.